UGUCGCUGCUACGCAACAAAGUUUGGUGCGAAUUCAAAUUUUUUCGUGACCAUGUCAGAGAAAGUUAGAGAUGCCCUCAAAUCCGUAGCAGACUAUAUGUUUCUUAGCAGAAGCUCCCAUGGAGUCGUAUAUUCAAAGAAUAAACACAAAGGUAUCUGUAUAGCACCCAUAGUUACAAUAUGUAUGAUCAGAAUGUGAAUAUGUGACAAAUUUACCUUUACAGAUGGCAUUUUAUUUUAAUAGCUGUUACGCACCAUUCUGGUUCAUUGGCACACUGAUAACUCUCAUAUUAGAAUUUGAAUAUUUGGACCCUAUAUACAAGGUGAUCAACACAUCUGUGUUUGCAUUAUAUUCCGUUUUGGAAGGCCUUAGACUCUAUCUUGGCUACGCCGGCAAUCUGAUGGAGAUGGUACCCGAAUUAGCUGGAUCUUGGUUGCUGACUGUUUUAAUACAACUGCCUGCAAUUUCCUUCAUGCUGUUCAACACCCAAAUGAUACUUUCAUCAUUUGAGAGAACUUUUCAUAUCGUUGAGUUUAUUUUCGUAGUCUUUGAAUCGUUAGUUGGAUUCUUCGUCUUAAAACUAAUGGUUCAAAUUCAAGCUCUAAAGUUUCAUUCACACCUUCGAUCCCGUAAGGUUGAAGCAUUUGAAAAUAAGUCUUUUGAGUACCAGCUUUAAUUUCAUGCAAUAUACGUUAUAC
Molecule: messenger RNA, 698 nt
Organism: Trichobilharzia szidati
Lineage: Eukaryota; Metazoa; Platyhelminthes; Trematoda; Strigeidida; Schistosomatidae
Source: the annotation of a GenBank genome assembly